Messenger RNA from Saitoella complicata NRRL Y-17804, 636 nucleotides. RefSeq lists its product as uncharacterized. NCBI's taxonomy places the organism in Eukaryota, Fungi, Ascomycota, Saitoellomycetes, Saitoellales, Saitoellaceae. The record is from RefSeq and is a predicted model, not a curated record. The transcript is spliced from 2 exons. The annotation marks the transcript as partial.
UCGCGAUGAAGGGGAACGGCAUUUAUCCCGCUGAAGGGUUCAUGGACCAUGACGGUGAUCACGAUCAAGUCCCCUCAGACAACUACGAUCAACGACAGAACAGCGUCGGUACGUCCUCACAGCCUUCAACAGCCUGGACAUCCCCAGAUCAACCCAUACCAGCCGGGUUACCAAUCGAUCCCAUGGCGCAACCACAAUAUUCGACGGAGACAGCAGCCUCAGCCCCAACAGCUAUGAGGGAGAACCCACACCUGAUCUCGCCCGUUCCUCCAGCACAGCAUGAAUUCCCACCCUCGCCCCAACACCACCCAGCACCAGCGACGUCCCAAUCCCCACCCACCCCAACACCCGCCGACAUCGAAAAAGCCCGCAUCGCAACCCUCCUCGAAAUCAACACCCUCCUCUUCCGCGCAUGUCUAGCAACGACACCACCCGACACCCCCAUCCCCAUGACUCCACAAAACAAAGAGUGUAUGGAGAGACUUCAAGCCAACUUAGCAUACCUCGCGACUAUGGCUGAUUCGAGAACGAGAAAUGGCAAGGCGGGGGGUGGGAGGAGAGUGAGUUUACCUGUGCCGAAGGUGAUGACGGCUCCUGCACAUGUGCCCGAGGUGGAGGGGUUGUAUCGGCGGUUGG